AUGGCUUCCUUAAAGUUGUGGGUGCUCAGUUGUCUUAUCCUCACAGCAACAUGCGGUAAAGUGGAGAAAAAGAAAACAAUCAUCAGUGCCACUGACUUGGUUGCAGCUGCUACAGGAUAUGGCGGCGGCGGUGGAGGAGGAGGGUACGGCGGUGGAAACGGUGGUGGCGGUGGAUACGGUGGUGGAAGUGGAGGUGGAUACGGAGGUGGUGGUGGAGGAGGAUACGGAGAGGCAGCUGGAGGUGGUUAUGGAGGCGGUGCAGGUGGUGGAGCUAAAGGAACCACCAUUCUAUUGGCCAUUCCUGUCUCCCUAGGUGGCGGCGGCAAAAAUAGUGGUGGCGGAGGUGGAUAUGGAGGAGGAUCCAGUGGAGGAUAUGGUGGAUCAUCCGGUGGAGGUGGAUAUGGUGGUGGCUCCUCUGGUGGAUACGGUGGUGAUAUCGGCGGAGGCUACGGAGGAGGAUCUGCUGGUGGAGAUUACGGUGGUGCUUCUUUGGGUGGCGGAUACGGAGGAUCCUCGGGUGGUGGUGGUGCUUAUGGAGGAGCUUCUCUUGACCUCGGUGGCGGAUACGGUGGAGGAAAGAGCAGCGGUGGUGGAGAUGGCGGAUAUGGUGGAAGCAUUGGGGGAGGUUAUGGAGGCGGAAAGAGCAGUGGUGGAGGCGAUGGCGGAUAUGGGGGAAGCACUGGAGGAGGUUAUGGAGGUGGAAAGAGUGGUGGAGAUUCUGGAUAUGGCCUUGGAGGAGGAUCUGCUGGAGGAUAUGGUGGCGGAUCUGCUGGUGGCUACGGAGGAGGUUCAUCCGGAGGAUAUGGAGGAGGAAAAAGCAGUGGUGGAAUAAGUAUUAUCACUUUGGGAGGUGGCUCCGGAGGGUAUGGUGGCAGCAGUGGUGGAGCUGGAGGUUACGGAGGUAGCAGUGGAGGAUCUGGUGGAUACGGAGGUAGCAGUGGAGGAGCUGGAGGUUACGGAGGUAGCAGUGGAGGAGCUGGAGGUUAUGGAGGUAGCAGUGGAGGAGCUGGAGGUUACGGAGGUAGCAGUGGAGGAGCUGGUGGAUACGGAGGAAGCAGUGGAGGUGGUGGUGGAUAUGGAGGAAACAGUGGAGGCAUAACUCUUUUGGGCUUGAGCAUCAGUAACAUUGGCGGUGGAGGAGGAGGAAAAUCGGCAGGUGGUGAUGGAGGAUAUGGCGGUGCUAUCGGAGGAGGAUAUGGAGGAAGCAGCGGAGGAGAUGGCGGAUACGGUGGAAGCAGCGGUGGUGAAGAUUACUCCUCAGCUUUGAGCCUCGGAGGAUAUGGAGGUAGCAGCGGAGGCGGCGGAGGUUACGGUGGAGGACUUGGUGGAGGUUAUGGUGGCGGAAGCAGUGGAGGAAAGGGAGGUCUCGGUGGCGGAUAUGGUGGUGGAAGCAGUGGUGGAUAUGGUGGAAGCAGCAGCGGUAAAGGUGGCUAUGGAGGCGGAAGCAGCGGUGGCAAAGGAGGUCUUGGUGGUGGAUAUGGAGGAUCAAGUGGCGGAGGUGGAAAGAGUUCAGGAUAUGGUGGAAGCAGUGGCGGAGGAGGAGGAUAUGGAAGUGGAAACAGCAAAGGAGGUUUCGGUGGAGUCUCCAGUUAUGGAGGAAAUGACUGGUCAUGGUGAAAUGUAAAUAUUCACUGAAUUUCCAGAAAAGAAGACCCCGAAACAUGCUGUUUUUGGAAACCUUUAAACACUGGGACACAUGUUAACUUCCUAUUUCAACGACGACAUGCAAUGAACUUUACUGUUGAGACACCAACGAGUCGUUGCCAACAUUUUCCUCAUAAUUAAAGGCAUUAUUCACCACGAGGCUCAUCCAACACAUCUCGUGAUCAGAACUAAGAACUGAACUGAAAGCAGCGUCUUCAAUGUGAUGUUCUAAUACCAGCAUAUCUCUCGGAUUCGGUCCUGUUCGCUGUGGCCAUAUCGAAGCAUUUUUUUUUUAAUCGAUUAGUAUUUUCUACAUGUGGAUAAAUUUGGCUGCUUCAGCGACAACUUGUACAGAACAUCUAAGGGCCGUCCGAAUUUCUUCCUCUUUUUUAACGUUUUUAUUUUGUGCUGUUUUACAUGAGCGC
Uloborus diversus is the source of this 2069-nucleotide messenger RNA. RefSeq lists its product as uncharacterized. NCBI's taxonomy places the organism in Eukaryota, Metazoa, Arthropoda, Arachnida, Araneae, Uloboridae. The record is from RefSeq and is a predicted model, not a curated record. Bases 1 to 1617 code for a protein of 538 amino acids. The transcript is spliced from 3 exons.